Molecule: messenger RNA, 1488 nt
Organism: Aspergillus oryzae RIB40
Lineage: Eukaryota; Fungi; Ascomycota; Eurotiomycetes; Eurotiales; Aspergillaceae
Product: NAD(P)/FAD-dependent oxidoreductase
Exons: 2
Coding region: 1-1488 (495 amino acids)
Cellular component (GO): cytoplasm
Molecular function (GO): oxidoreductase activity
Source: RefSeq, a predicted model, not a curated record
AUGGCAUUCGUACAGGCUCUCCUCGCCGACCCCGGCAUUCCCAUCAAGGACAGGCAAGAUGCCCUCCAUCGUGUUUUCGCCGAUCCAGGAAUACCAGGACCACUCCGCGAGAGCACUUCUUCCUUUUGGUUCAAAGAUCCGCACCCCCAGCUGGCUAACAUGCAAUCGCCGGAGCUACCCCAAGAGGCUGAUGUUGUAAUUAUUGGUUCCGGCAUCACAGGUGCUUCAAUUGCACGCACCCUGUUGGAGUCAUCUGACCAGCUGGGACAUAUCGGUAAGAAGACACCCGCGGUUGUCAUGCUGGAAGCACGAGACACUUGCACUGGCGCAACGGGUCGCAAUGGGGGUCAUAUUCUGGAGACGGUUGAAGAGUUUGCCGACUGGGAAGCACUCUAUGGGCUGGAGGCGGCAAAGGCAUUGACGCGGUUCCGGUUGGCCCAUUUGGCGGAGAUUCUGAAGGUUGCGGACCAAUAUGGAUUAAAAAAGGAAACCCAGGCGAGAAAAGUAGAGUUUCUCAGUGUGCACUUCGACGAGGAAAGGUGGCGUCAGGCAGCACAGUGCAUCCAACGGUUCAAAGAAUGGUGCCUUCCUCAUGCUAUUGGGGUCGUCGCGGGGCCAGCCGGGGCCCUAUGGCCUUAUAAACUGGUCACCGGUGUGUUAGAAGAACUGCGACGAGAAAAUCCAGGAAACUUUCUAAUUGAGACCAACACACCGGUGACCCAAGUCUCGACUGACGACACCUCAUCUUUGCGGUAUGCCGUGCAGACGCCAAGAGGAAUUCUGCGCGCUCGGCAUGUCAUCCACUGUACGAACGCUCAUGUUGGACACCUUGUCCCCGAGCUGAGAGGUCACGUUUACCCCGUUCGAGGACAAAUGUCCGCCCAAAACCCCGGCUCUAAGUUUAUCUGCCAGGCAACAGAGCAUUCCUGGCUUUUCAACUAUGAGCGCGGUUUCGACUACCUGACACAAUUGCCCCCUGCUGGCGAAUCGAGCGGAAAGAUGAUGCUUGGUGGUGGCUUUGCUCAAGGUCGAAACAAUGGGCUUGCUGAUCUAGGUAUCCCAACUGACUCUGAAUUGAGCUUGUCUUGCGAUAUCCAUCUGUCCGGCGCAUUGAGUGCAGUGUUCGGCCGCGAAAACUGGGGUCAUGUUGCGGGCCCUAGCGUUGAGCAGAUGUGGACGGGAAACAUGGGAUUUAGUAGCGACGGCCUUCCAUGGGUUGGACAGCUACCAUCGUCUGUAAGCUAUGCUGCAGGGACGACAGAGCAGGAUGGUGCUCAGUGGGUCUGCUGUGGAUUUAGCGGAGAGGGUAUGGUGCAAGCCUGGUUAAGUGGAACGGCUGUGGCAAAGAUGCUGUUGUCCAGCGACCGAAAGCACCACUUAAGGCCAGAUUACUUAUCUUGGUUCCCAGAGCAGAUGCUGCUUACUGAAGAGAGACUGGAGAAAGCAGGGCUGACACGAGUUGUCAGCGACAGGGCCUCGAAUUUGUAA